AUGGGUGAUCUUGUGAAUGCUACAGAAGCAGCGUCUCUUGCUGUGAGAUUUGAUCAGUUGAAGCAAAUAGACAAAGCUGUAGAAUGCUAUAGAACUGCUGCCAGGUUGUUGGACCGGAUUCGGGAUAGGUUUCCUGCCGAAAAGCAGGCUGAAGUAAAGCGAAAAGUUGAAGAAUAUCUGAAGAGAGCCAAUGCCUUACAGGAGCAAAAAGGAGCUCAACAAGCAGAGAGUGAGCGUAGCAUGCAACAAUGCUACUUCCUUAUGCAGCAAGCUCUUGAUGCUGAUGAAGCUGACCUUAAGGACUUGGCUUUACAGCUUUACACACAGGCUGUGGAGCUUGCCGUUAGUGUUAAUGUAAGUGAUCCAGAUAUAAAAGCAAAAAUAAAUGCUGUGGCCAAACAGGCUUUGGACAGAGGAGAAGAGUUGAAAGGUAUCAAUAAAAUUGGUGCUUUGUCCAUCCAUGAUACUAGGAAACCUGGAGUAACACCAAACCGCACAAUAUUACAACACCAACAAAGUGUAACAAGUCAAUUAAAAGUGAGUGGCAAACACACUUACACCGAGGAAGAAAAAGAUGUGUUGCGUAAAACAUCCAAUAUUAAUAACAAUUGCUUCCUUCCAUUUAUGGACGUGGAUUACUCGGAAAAAUUUCAAUUUGCUAUACCAUUUGAAGAUAGAGCUAGUGAAUUGAAACUGUCUUCUAAACAAGCUAGUGAAUUUAGCAGUUGGGUGCGACCGCAUGAGAUUUGCAGCGACCCGAAAAUGAUUGUUGGAGACUGCGUCGAUUGUUUCAGUAUAAAACAGACGAUAGUAUCAGACUGUUCUUUCGUAGCUUCUCUGGCGGUGAGCGCGAUUUACGAACGGCGGUUCAAAAAGAAGAUCAUAACGUCCAUUAUUUAUCCAAAAAAUCGGAACAAGGACCCAGUGUAUAAUCCUUUCGGGAAAUAUAUGGUGAAGUUGCAUUUGAAUGGAGUAAGGAGAAAGGUGAUCAUAGACGAUAGGUUGCCCUACAGCCGAUAUGGGCGCCUGCUUUGCUCAUACUCAAGCAAUAAGAAUGAAUUCUGGGUUUCACUAUUGGAGAAAGCGUAUAUGAAAGUUAUGGGCGGAUAUGAUUUCCCUGGAUCUAACAGUAAUAUAGAUCUCCACGCGUUAACGGGCUGGAUCCCAGAGAGGUGCGCUAUCCGUAAUGACGAUACAGAUUUCAACGCAACCGCCCUGUUCGACAUCAUUCAGAAGCGACUCGAUCGGGGUGACGUACUAGUGACAGUUGCGACGGGACCUCUGUCAGACGCCGACGCGGAACGUACAGGAUUGGUGGCAACGCAUGCCUAUGCUGUACUCGACGUCACUUCCGUUGAUGGCGUGAAACUUUUAAAACUAAAGAACCCCUGGUCCCAUUUAAGGUGGCGGGGCAAUUAUUCAGAACUGGACACAAUACAUUGGACCAAUGAUCUCCGAGGACGGUUGAACUAUGACCCCGAUAGUGCAGCGCAGUAUGAUAAUGGAGUGUUCUGGAUUGACUAUGCGAGCAUUUUGAAGUUCUUUGACGUAUUCUAUCUUAAUUGGGACCCAGAUAUUUUUAGUUUCACGUCCUGCAUUCAUCAAAAAUGGGACGCUGGCGUAGGUCCAGUUCGUGACGCAUACAACAUAGGAGAGAACCCCCAGUUCUCACUGCACGUGCAGGGCAAAGGUGCCGUUUGGCUUCUACUUACGAGACAUAUCACGCAGAUCGAGGACUUCAGGGACAACCAGGAGUAUAUCACCUUGGUGGUGUAUAAACACGGUGGACGGAGAGUGUAUUAUCCAUACGACCCCCCACCUUAUAUCGACGGGAUCCGGAUAAACAGUCCCCACUAUUUAUGCAAAGUUAUAGUCGGAGAAAACAGCGCCGAUCGUUACACCCUAGUCGUGUCUCAGUAUGAGAAAACUCGCACUAUCUACUACACGCUACGGGCAUACGCCACUUGUCAAUUUUCGUUGGCUAAGAUUGAACCUUAUCGAUAUACUAAAUCAAUAAGCGGCGAAUGGUCCGGCCUAACUGCCGGGGGUUGUGAGAAUCACAGAGCGACUUACCCCAACAACCCCAAAUACGUAAUCACUGUACCGGAUUCCCGCGUCCCCUGCCACGUCACUGUUCAGUUGAGGGGGCCUAAGGAGUACCAGAUAGGAAUCGACGCGAGGGUGGAAAGUUUGGACGAUCCCAAUCAGACGGCGCCAUUUUUGAAAGAAUCUUCUGGCCCUUAUAGAUCAGGCUUUGUAAUACUCGAACUGAAGAACCUACCAGCCGGGCGUUAUAUCAUUACAGUAUCAACCUUCUACCCAGGAAAAGAAGGUCCAUUUAUGCUUGAUUUUAAAUCCACGUGCGAAAUAACGUGCGAGGCUCGCAACUAGAGAGGGCUUGGGAGACGAGAGCGUAUUCGAUUAUAUUGACCAAUAAGAUAUGAGACGACUUUCUUUGUCGACCCGCACUUAAUGCACAUUAAAAUUCGAAAAUAUACAGGGUGUUAGGGAAAGUAUCUGAAAGAUGAGAUAAGAGUGGUUGGACAUAGUUUUUCUUUCUGUGGCAAAUAAACAAUCAAAUUGUCUGUGAACACGAUAAAAAUAGACGCGAAUAUGUUACCCUAGUACUCGCUCUCAAAGUUGCCAGCUUCA
This is a messenger RNA of Hyposmocoma kahamanoa, 2652 nucleotides long. RefSeq names its product calpain-7-like. Gene Ontology annotation, biological process: proteolysis. The transcript is spliced from 12 exons. Gene Ontology annotation, molecular function: calcium-dependent cysteine-type endopeptidase activity. Lineage: Eukaryota; Metazoa; Arthropoda; Insecta; Lepidoptera; Cosmopterigidae. The record is from RefSeq and is a predicted model, not a curated record. Bases 1 to 2391 code for a protein of 796 amino acids.